Coregonus sp. 'balchen' is the source of this 4378-nucleotide messenger RNA. The record is from the annotation of a GenBank genome assembly. NCBI's taxonomy places the organism in Eukaryota, Metazoa, Chordata, Actinopteri, Salmoniformes, Salmonidae.
GUUGGCUCAUUGGAGCAGGCCAUGCUGGAUGCUCUCGUCAUGGACCGUGUUGGCUUUGUCAAACUGUUGAUCGACAACGGUAUGACCAUGAACCGCUUCCUGACCGUGUCACGUCUGGAAGAGCUCUAUAACACGGUACUGACUUGAUCACUUUCUCUCUCUUGUCAUCUUUUCAGCUCCGUAUUUAUGAGUUACAAUAUAUUGUAUGCUGUACAUAAAGAAGCAAUUCUGUGUUUUCAUAUUGAAAGUACAGUGGCUAUUAGCUUACUCAUAUAUCACAAUUGCCAUAGCAGUGGUUUUAAUUGCAAUCACAAUAAUACAGUGUAAGUAUCUCUUUGGUUGUUUGGUUUUCCAAUUGUUUGAAUAUGUUUUGUAGAUCACAUAGCUCUUUGUCAUUAGUCCAGCUGUGGAUGGUCUUUCCAGUUAUAAACAAUAUUCAAUAAUUCAUUACAUUUUUAAUAAUGUAGCUCCAUAAGGAGACAAGUAACAACAUAUAUGAUCAUAUAAAAUUGUGGAAGUUUGUUUUCUGAAAGUUUUUUUAAUCUGGUCUACCACUUCAUUCCAUAGGAACAAAUGUAUUAUAAUCCAGAUUACUAGCCAUUUAAAUAUUAUUCUGGUUGGCAUUUGGCAUUUGGUUAUUUCUGAGUUGAUUGUGGAUAAUGAAGAGAUGACAUGUCAUUAUUUCGUAUAGCAACAGGGACCAACAGACAAUUUCCUCCAUCAACUUGUGGAAGAUGUGAAACAGGUGAAUACUGUUGAACAUGGAACAUUAGUGAAAAUGUAAGGUUUUCGUAUGUGUGUUUCUACAGUAUUUGUUUGUGGAAAUAUUUAUGUUUCAAAUACUCAGGUGUGUGUGCGUGUGUUGUUGUGUGUGUGUGUGUAUGUGUGUGUGUGUGUGUGCGUUUGUGUGUAGAACCAUAUACCCAAAGGAUACAGAUACUCCCUCAUAGACGUGGGGCAGGUGAUUGAGUAUCUGAUAGGAGGAGCCUAUCGGAGCACAUACACACGGAAACACUUCCGGGCCUACUAUAAACGCCUACAAGCCCACUCUAUGGUAAGAGACCAUGGUCGCGUUUCAGGCCGACUAUUUUGAAGUUGCCUGCCAGAUGUCACAGUGUCUGGAUAGGUAUUUAACCUAGGCCUAUCAACUGACCGCAUCAUAUGAUAUAUGUUGUGUUCCCCUGCUCAGACGUUGCAUGCAUCAACCAAUGGUUGCGUGCCAAGUCAUCGACUGUGCUGUCGGGCACCAUGUUGCUAUAACAUACACUGAGUAUACCAACCAUUAGGAACCUUCCUAAUAUUGAGUUGCACCCCUCCCUUUUGCCCUCAGAACAGCCUCAAUUUGUCAGGGCAUGUCAAAAGCAUUCCACAAGGAUGCUGGCCCAUGUUGACUCCAAUGCUUCCCACAGUUGUGUGAUGUUGGCUGGAUGUUUUUUGGGUGGUGGACCAUUCUUGAUACACACAGGAAACUGUUGAGUGUGAAAAACCCAGCAAUGUUGCAGUUCAUGACACAAACAAGUGACAUCAAUAAGGAAUCAUAGCUUUCACCUGGAUUCACCUGGUCAGUCUAUGUCAUGGAAAGAGCAGGUGUUCUUAAUGUUUUGUAUACUCAGUGUGUGAUGUGGUUAGCAGAUAGGCCUACAUAAAAUACCUAUCCAGGUGUUUUAAGAUCUGGAAUGCGUCAGCAACAUCUUGGCAGAGGAACACGACCAUAGUAAUGUAGAGCCCCACUAUUCAGUCGAUGACAUGGCACACAGCCAUUGGAUGCUGCAUGCAGUGUGACUACAAUGUAGUUGGUCUACAACACAGCCCAUGUUAAAUGUCUGUAUACAGUACACGCACGGCAAGAUAUUACCCUUGGCCCUCAAGCAGUGGACACCAAUGGACACCAAUAAUAUAGCAGUAUUUUUGUUGUUGUUUUGGUUUUGGUUUGUUAUGUUUUUGUUUUGAAAUGUAACCUUGUGUACUUUGUACUGAUUUGAGUGGCCAUCAUUUCCAGGACACUGGACUGGACAGGACAGUUCAGGACCCCGGACCAAACAGGGCAGCCUGCACCAUCAACCCACCCCAAAGCCCUAACAGCAGUCCGUCAUGCCCACCCGUCUUCCACACUGCUCAGCCCCACAAACGCAAUGUCUGUGAAAGAUCUGGGACCAGCACAAACAGAUCUGGGACUAGGCUAACUUGUCUCCUACAAACGCAAAGUCUUUUAAAGACUCUUGUCUCCACUCACACACUGAAACACACACACAGGCUAUUGAUUGCUAGUAUAUUCUGUGGCUACAAAUACCCCCUGUGCAUUAUUGUUCUCAUUGACUGGCUGCCUCUCCCCUCCCUCCUCUCUCUCCUCUCUCCCUCCCUCCUCUCUCUCCUCUCUCUACAGGAGAGAUCCAUGGUGCCCAGGGAACUGAAGGAAGCCCAUCAGCAGAGCUCCAAGCUGGGCGACUCUUCUCUGGUUGUGUUCAACUUCAACGACCUGUUUGUGUGGGCCGUGCUGCAGAGACGCCAGCAGAUGGCGCUAUUCCUGUGGCAGCACGGGGAGGAGGCCAUGGUCCGGGCUACGGUGGCCUGUAAGCUGUACCGUGCCAUGGCCCACGAGGCUCAGCAAAGCAACAUGGAUGACAACACGACGGAGCAACUCAAAACCUACUCCCUGUCAGUGUUUCCUUGUACACAUGUUGAAAUGUUUUUUUUUGUAUGUUGUUUCAGCAGAGUGGACUUUUGUGGUUGUGUUACUAUGUUUAUGAGUGCGUGUUUUCCGGUCUGUGUUUCUCAAUGUUCGUCUGUUGUGGAAUGGAUGGCUGCAGGGACUUUGGUCAGCUGGCUGUGGAUGUGCUGGACAAUGCCUUCAGGCAGAACGAGCGCAUGGCCAUGAAGUUGCUGACCUCGGAGAUGGAGGCCUGGAGCCACUUCACCUGCCUGCAGAUGGCCAUGUCCUCCCAGCUCCGCCCCUUCGUCUCCCACUCCUGCACCCAGAUGCUGCUCACCGACCUGUGGACUGGUCGCCUCAACAUGAGGAAGAACUCCUGGUUCAAGGUGAGGGUCUCAAACUCAUUUUGUCUUCUGUAUUGCCUUGGCCUCAAAAGCCACGGGCCGUACAUACUAAGACAACCGCAGAUCACAUUAAAUCAGAUAAUGGGCCGUAUCUGGCCUAAGGGCCACCAGUUUGAGUGUUCAAGGCACCUUGCCUCCUUUUAUGAUUCUGGAAAGUAAUGUAAAGCCAGUGCACCUCAAUGUUCUUUCCAUGCUGAGAUUGAAUGACAGCAUAAAUAAGCAUUAGUUCAAGUGUAUUCUUAGUCUAUUAAUAUGAUUAGUCUAUAAAUAGUAUAUUAUUUAGUCUAUUCAUAUCAGUCGAUGUUGUGCUGUUCCAGCAGUUACACCUCAGAUUGGAUGUUUGUUUUUGUGUCUCAAUCUUGUGUGUGUGUGUGUGUCAGAUCAUCCUGAGCAUCCUCAUGCCCCCUGCCAUCCUGCUACUAGAGUUUAAGAGCCAGGCGGAUAUGUCCCAUGUGCCCCAGUCCCAGGAGGCUUUGCAGUUUGUUUGGGACACGGGGAGACCAGAGGCAGACCAGGAGGAGGGGCAUACAGUAACUAAGGUGCCAAAAUGUACACCGUACACCAGUCGCUCUGAAUUUCAGUCCUUCAAAUUCCUGUCAUGUAGGUUGGUAUUCUAAUGUGAGAUUGUUGAUACCAGGGUUGUUUUUAUUAGGCAUCAAAUGGAAGAAAAUGGACUGAAACAGGGAGGGACUUUGCUCAUUAUUGAUUUCCGUUGCAAAACGUUUUCUGUUGUGUGCCCUAAUGAACGUGGCCCUGAUCUCUUGGUGCUCUGAAGGAUGGCCAGUAUGUGGAGAAGGGGUCAGCGUGCUGGGAGAGGAUCUCAGACCCCGUAGCUGACACAGUCACACCCGUUACCACUCAGUGUCUCUUCUGGACCAGGAGGCUGUACGAGUUCUACAACGCUCCUGUCGUCAAGUUCAUGUUCCACACGGUGAGCUAGCAGCAUGCACCCACCCCACUUCUCUGUUUAUCACUGUCAUUUCUCCCAUACAGUUUGCAAUAUGUUGAGGGAAAAAAAGUAAUCAUAAAACUCUUCUACGCCUCAGGACAUGCUUAUUAUGCAAAGAGGGACCUUUUGUUGAAAAUAUUUCUCAGUCUGAUACAAAUGACAGUGAUUAGAAUCACUAGAUCCCUGUGUCUUGGUGGUUUUCACACUCUGGUCCAUGUGCUGAUGCUUUUUCACUGUGUGGUCUAGAUGUCCUACCUGGCCUUUCUCAUGCUGUUCUCCUACACUGUUCUGGUGAAGAUGGAGGAUCGGCCCAGCACUCAGGAGUGGCUGGUCAUUACCUAUAUUGUAUCCACCGCAGUGGAGAAAAUAAGAGAG